Diospyros lotus (date-plum) is the source of this 2598-nucleotide messenger RNA. Its product is annotated as sulfate transporter 4.1, chloroplastic-like. The transcript has 17 exons. Gene Ontology annotation, cellular component: membrane. Bases 69 to 2243 code for a protein of 724 amino acids. The record is from RefSeq and is a predicted model, not a curated record. Lineage: Eukaryota; Viridiplantae; Streptophyta; Magnoliopsida; Ericales; Ebenaceae. Gene Ontology annotation, biological process: transmembrane transport. Gene Ontology annotation, molecular function: secondary active sulfate transmembrane transporter activity.
UCGAGUGUGGGGGCCGCGAAUAGGCUGCCAAGACCCUGAGGCCACUCAGACCAGUCCUCCGCCGGUUUAUGAUCCAAUGCUCGGGGGUGCAUAUGGAGAUAACCUACGCCUCUUCCAGCUCCUGCAACCUCGCCGCCUCUGCCGGGGAUGCCAUGCCGGCUGUGCCGGGCACGACGGGACGUCCGGUGAAGGUUAUUCCCUUCCAACACCCUGCCGAAACUACUACGCCGUCUUCGUCUUCCUUGUCGUCAAGAUGGCGGAGCAAGCUGAAGGGGAUGACGUUGACUGACUGGAUCGAACUCUUGUUCCCUUGCUACCGUUGGAUUCGAUCCUACAAGUGGCGCGAGUACCUCCAGGUCGAUCUCAUGGCUGGUAUCACAGUCGGCGUCAUGCUCGUCCCUCAGUCAAUGUCUUAUGCAAAGUUAGCUGGGCUGCAUCCAAUUUAUGGACUCUAUACCGGUUUUGUUCCUGUGUUUGUCUAUGCCAUCUUUGGGUCAUCCCGCCAACUUGCAAUUGGUCCAGUAGCAUUAGUUUCCCUUCUGGUCUCUAAUGUGUUAAGCAACAUAGUUGAUUCAUCUGAUGAGUUGUAUACCGAACUUGCAAUACUUCUGGCGCUUAUGGUUGGGAUUUUAGAAUGCAUAAUGGGACUCUUGAGGCUUGGAUGGCUUAUUCGUUUCAUCAGCCACUCUGUGAUAUCUGGCUUUACAACUGCUUCGGCCAUUGUGAUUGCCUUGUCUCAAGCUAAAUAUUUCUUGGGAUAUGAUGUAGUUCGAAGUAGCAAAAUUAUUCCAUUGAUUAAGAGCAUAAUAUAUGGAGCAGACAAGUUCUCAUGGCCUCCUUUUGUAAUGGGAUCUAUCAUGCUAGCUAUUCUUCUGGUCAUGAAGCACUUGGGAAAAUCAAGGAAGUACUUGCGGGUUCUGCGAGCAGCUGGACCACUUACAGCAGUUGUCCUGGGCACAACCUUUGUAAAAAUAUUUCAUCCAUCUUCAAUUUCUUUGGUUGGAGAAAUACCUGAAGGCCUUCCAAAAUUUUCUGUUCCAAAAGAGUUUGGAUAUAUGGAGUCCUUGAUCCCAACUGCAAUUCUUAUCACCUGUGUGGCAAUAUUGGAAUCAGUGGGCAUUGCGAAAGCAUUGGCAGCAAAGAAUGGGUAUGAGUUGGACUCAAAUCAAGAGUUGUUUGGUCUUGGUGUGGCCAAUAUUUGUGGUUCAUUCUUUUCUGCAUACCCCUCAACAGGCUCCUUUUCUAGGUCAGCCGUCAAUCAUGAGAGUGGAGCAAAAACUGGAUUAUCUGGAUUUGUGAUGGGCAUUAUAGUGGGUUGUGCUCUUUUAUUCAUGACUCCUUUAUUUAAAUACAUACCCCAGUGUGCUUUGGCUGCCAUUGUGAUCUCUGCUGUAAUUGGGUUGGUGGACUAUGAUGAGGCCAUCUUUUUAUGGCGUGUAGAUAAGAAAGAUUUUCUUCUUUGGAGCAUUACUAGUGCAACCACACUGUUUUUCGGUAUAGAGAUUGGUGUCAUUAUAGGGGUUGGUGUCUCACUUGCUUUUGUUAUUCAUGAAUCGGCAAAUCCACAUGUUGCUGUACUGGGGCGCCUUCCAGGCACUACCAUUUAUAGGAAUAUUCAACAGUAUACAGAAGCAUAUACAUACAAUGGGAUUGUGAUUGUUCGAAUUGAUGCCCCCAUAUAUUUUGCCAACAUAAGCUACAUAAAAGAUAGGUUACGGGAAUUUGAAUUUGAGGUUGAUGGACCCGCAAAACGUGGACCAGAAGUUGAACGAGUAUAUUUCGUAAUUAUAGAGAUGGCACCCGUAACAUAUAUUGACUCGAGUGGUGUUCAAACUUUAAAAGACUUGCAACAAGAAUACAGGUCAAGGGACAUCCAGCUAGCUUAUUCCUCUGGCUGUCGCCGCCUGCAUUGCAUUGUGCAGAUAGCUAUUGCGAACCCAAAUCGAGAAGUUCUGUUGACCCUGGCAAGAUCUGGGGUCAUUGAUCUGAUUGGUAAAGAGUGGUACUUCGUGAGAGUGCACGAUGCUGUUCAGGUCUGCCUUCAGCAUGUGCAGAGCUUAAAGGAUGAGAUGCCCAAGACAGCAGAUAGAUCCCCCGGUUUAUUCCAGAGAUUGUUAAAGCAGAGAGCGGAGGAAUUCUCAGCUGCGGGGGGCUUGGAGUCUGGAGAUUCCCAAUCACCGAUCUUAAAAAAUGACGUCGUGGAUCCUCAGUUGGAGCCAUUGUUAUCUCGGAGGAGGAGUUGAAUAAUUCUUUCUGUUCGUCCAAAUUUUUUCCUUCCCCCCCCCCCCCCCCCCCCCCCAGCAUUUGGGGGUUCUCCCUCCUUCCUUCCAACCCGGUGUUGUAUGUAAAGCUUUGCAUUUAAUGGCUGGCUGGCUGGCUGGCUGGCUUCUAAUGGUUGUUCCCACCCCCAAUCAUAGUUUCUAUAUUACAUUAUAUAUAUUGGUUCUUUGCUUUCCAGUAUAUAUUAUGAAUUGCAAACGAAAGAUCAUUUACGUAAUUUUUGUUAAGACUGCGGCAACUUCUUCCUGGUUCGAAAAUUGGCAUUAAUGCCAAUGAAUGAUUGACGAUACCAAUGAAAGUGAAUCUUGCCAGUUGAUG